Molecule: messenger RNA, 1588 nt
Organism: Sesamum indicum (sesame)
Lineage: Eukaryota; Viridiplantae; Streptophyta; Magnoliopsida; Lamiales; Pedaliaceae
Product: protein ALP1-like
Molecular function (GO): sequence-specific DNA binding
Source: RefSeq, a predicted model, not a curated record
CAAAACAAGUCUCAAGGAAAGCAUUCCUCCGAGAACCCAAACAAAGGGCAGCGCUUUCAAUACUCUCUCUCAAUCUCUCACUUCCAUUGGCGCUGAACACAAACAAUCCCAGCUCGAAGUGGCGGCCACCUGCUUUUUCCAAUUUUUGGGUUUUGAUUCAACUGACACCCAUGGGACCUCUGAGAGGGAAUAAAAAGAAAAGGAAAGUGGAGAAGAAAGCUGAAGACAAUUCUUUGGUUUCUGGGUCUUCAGAAGAGGGCUCUACUGACUCUUGGGAUAUUUUAUCAAAGAUAAUUGCUGGCAAUCCUUCGUCUUCACAGCUAUUGGACAAGUUCAAAUCUACUUUCAAAGUGUCCAGAAAAACUUUCGAGUAUAUAUGUUCACUAGUAAAGGAGCAUAUGACGGCUAAAACACAUUUUGCUUUUACAAAUGGCAAGCCAAUGUCAUUAAAUGAUCAGGUGGCCUUAGCACUAAUAAGGCUUGGCUCUGGGAACUCAUUAAUCUCAAUUGGGGACUCAUUUGGGGCACACCAUUCAACCGUCUCUCAGGUGACAUGGCGCUUUGUUGAGGCCAUUGAAGAAAAGGGCCUUCAGCACCUCCAAUGGCCUUCCACAGAACAAGAAAUUACAGAAAUAAAAAGCAAGUUUGAGAAAAUCCAAGGCCUCCCAAAUUGUUGUGGUGCAAUCGACACCACUCAUAUAACCAUGCUGUUGACCUCAUCUGAUCCGGAAGCCAACACCUGGCUUGAUCGCAAGGAGAAUCACAGCAUGAUCCUGCAAGCAAUUGUCGACCCUGAUCUGAGGUUCCGGAACAUAGUCACUGGAUGGCCUGGAAAGAUGAAUGACUCUUCAGUUCUCCAGAGUUCAAAUUUCUUCAAACUGUGCCAAAAAGGAGAGAAGUUGAAUGGGAACAAGAUCCAUUUAUCGAAAGAAACAGAGUAUAUAAUUGGUGACUCAGGGUUUCCAUUAUUGCCUUGGCUUGUGACUCCAUAUCAAGGGAAAGAACUUUCUGAAACUGAAGCAGAGUUCAAUAAGAGGCUCCUUGCAACACAUGUUGUCGCUCAAAGGGCACUGGCAAGAUUAAAAGAUGUUUGGAGGAUGAUCCGAGGGGAAAUGUGGAGACCCGACAAGCACAAGUUGCCUAGGUUUAUCCUCGUCUGCUGCAUUCUCCACAACAUCGUCAUAGACAUGGAAGACGAAGUUUCAGAUGAUUUGCCCUCACCCUCCUCUCUCCACCAUGAUCCAGGAUACAAGCAAGAGGUUUGCGAAUCCAUUGAUAAAGCAGGUUCGAUUUUGAGGGACAAGCUAUCUAUGUAUUUUUCAGGUAAAUAGUUAUUGCUGAACAAAAUCAUUCAUGUUCGGGACUGAAGUGACCCUCAGGGAGGGACACAAACGAUAAGCAGCUAAGAAGCGACUUGACGGUGUAGCUACUGGCUGAGCCCGAAAUAGGUAGGCUAAAGAGCUUACUCCGAUCGGAAAUGUAUUUUCUUCUCAAGUAACUUUGAGGGGGCUGUUGAAAUACUAGGUAGACCUGUGAGCGUACAAGGGCAACUACUUUCAGACAGGACUAAACUAAAGUUUUAGCAUUA